AUGUCUGAUGAAGAAGAAGAUAUUCCUGAAGAAAAUCCUGGAGCAAAUCCUGUGGUAGGUGCAGAAGAAGAUCCGAUGGAAGAAGCAAAUGAAAAUCUGAAUGACCUUGAUGAUGAUACUCUUGAUCAGUUUGCCACAGCACUAGCAUAUGUUGAAGAAGGUUUGUAUGUUGCUGCUGCUGCUGUAGCACCUGGCGGACUGGGUGGAGGUUUAGUAGACUAUAGCACAGAUGAUGAGUCUAUUUAG
Linum trigynum is the source of this 246-nucleotide messenger RNA. NCBI's taxonomy places the organism in Eukaryota, Viridiplantae, Streptophyta, Magnoliopsida, Malpighiales, Linaceae. The record is from the annotation of a GenBank genome assembly.